AUGUCGACUCUACUUUCAUCAUCAGAGCACAAGAACUCCAGCUAUCAGCAACCCUUGCUGUCAGAAACAAACAUGUCGAAGUCUCUUCAAGGAAAGAUCGCCAUUGUCACCGGCGCAGCAAAGUCCAACGGUGUUGGCUUUGCAACUGCCGCAGUCCUUGCUGAGCAGGGAGCAAAUUGUCAGAUUGUUCUUCACUACAAUACCAACAAAGAUGCUGCUCUCAAGAGUGCCGAGGCACUGAAGCAGUUCGGUGUUGAGGUCACCACAGUUCAAGCUGAUGCUAGCAGCGUGACUUUUGGCAAGGACAUUGUCGAUGCAACCCUCAAGGCUUUCCCUGGCAAGACUAUUGACAUCAUUGUCAACAACGCUGCCAUCAUGGCAGGGUAUCCCAGUCUCAAAGACUUCCCCGUUGAAGACUUCGAUGUUGCUUUCCACACCAAUGUCCGCAGCAUCUUCCUGUUGCUCCAGGCGGCCGAGCCGCACCUGACCGCUCCAGGAGCCAGGAUCAUCAGCAUCAGCAGUGUAGUUGCCACGAUGGGAUUCAGCAAUGCCAAUUUCUACUCGGGCUCUAAGGCAGCGCUGCAUGGUAUGACGCGAGGCUGGGCCGAGGAGUUUGGAGCCAAGGGCAUUACAGUCAAUGUUGUGUCAUUCGGGCCAAUUGAAACAGACCUGGUUCUUCCAGAGGAGCAUCCUCUAGUUCCUAAGUUCCGGACAAACCAGUUCGUCAAGCGAAACGGUACGACAAAGGAGGCUGCCCAAGCUAUUGCAUUCUUGGCAAGCCCAGACAGCGGUUACAUCACUGGUCAAAUUAUCAACGUUGACGGUGGCAUGUCAUUCGCCUAA
Phaeoacremonium minimum UCRPA7 is the source of this 843-nucleotide messenger RNA. Its product is annotated as putative 3-oxoacyl-(acyl-carrier-protein) reductase protein. Gene Ontology annotation, molecular function: oxidoreductase activity, acting on the CH-OH group of donors, NAD or NADP as acceptor. The record is from RefSeq and is a predicted model, not a curated record. Bases 1 to 843 code for a protein of 280 amino acids. The transcript is spliced from 3 exons. Lineage: Eukaryota; Fungi; Ascomycota; Sordariomycetes; Togniniales; Togniniaceae.